AUGGAGAGAAUUGAAGAAAAUAGAGAAAACAUGAGGAAUGUGGAUCUGAAUGUAGCGUGUUUAUUGAACGGUGAAUCAAGUGGAUCACAAAGAAGUGUUGCUUCAAGUUUGACUGAUCUUGAAACCCAACAACCACCUAAUCAUUGGAAAAGUGCUAAAGAAGUUGGAGAGAAGCUGAGAAAAUUCUUGUACAAGAAGAUGCCUUCUGUUUUCUAUGACGGACCAAAUGGAAAGAAGACGAAAGGACACUUGUUAUACUCCUUUACGAAGAGAGAAGAUUUGAAGAUAGUUUGUGCUUGUCAUGCUAGUUUUUUUACCCCAGCUGAAUUUAUCAAACAUGGUGGUGGAGGUGACGUUGAUGUUGAGAACCCUUUAAACUAUAUAAUUAUAAUUCUUGACUACUGA
Solanum pennellii is the source of this 405-nucleotide messenger RNA. Its product is annotated as ninja-family protein AFP3-like. Gene Ontology annotation, biological process: signal transduction; negative regulation of DNA-templated transcription. NCBI's taxonomy places the organism in Eukaryota, Viridiplantae, Streptophyta, Magnoliopsida, Solanales, Solanaceae. The transcript has 3 exons. Gene Ontology annotation, cellular component: nucleus. The coding region runs from base 1 to 405 and encodes 134 amino acids. The record is from RefSeq and is a predicted model, not a curated record.